Paramecium octaurelia is the source of this 1230-nucleotide messenger RNA. The record is from the annotation of a GenBank genome assembly. Lineage: Eukaryota; Ciliophora; Oligohymenophorea; Peniculida; Parameciidae.
AUGAAAUGUUAAAAUGAUUAGAAUGAAGACAUAUAUGUGCUUUUGGCUUAAUCUAUAGAAAUUAAUGAAUCAACCUUCCAAAUUCUCAGUUAGAUACUCCAAAGAGAGAAAAUUUAAGACAGUCUAGAGUUUCUCUCAUCAUGUCAAAAUCAAAGGAAAGUCGAAUUGGAAAUAUUAUAGGUAAAUAAUCCUUCACUUUUAAUUAGGAAUAAAGGCUUAAUGUUGAAAAGAAUGACGUUAAGAAAAUAACAAAUUUUCUAUGUCAUAUUAAAGAUCAUGAGUUUAAUAAAGUAAAUUAUUCUAAAAAAGAAUACAAAAAAGUGAAAGAAAACCUGAUCACAAAUAUAUCAAAUAAUAAGAAGAUCAUAGAACUUCUAAAAUUUUUAGUUCAUCUUACUGCCGUAGAUUAGCAAUACAUAUAGUGUGGAUCAAAUUCUCUUCAUUUAUUAGUUGAAAUGAAAGCUGAAUUGAACACACAAUCUUUUGAAAAUAUUAAAAUUAAAAAUACUUCACUUUAAGGAGCUAACUUUAUCAGAUGCAACUUUAGUGGAUCUGAGUUUGACAACGUCUGUAUAAGUGGAAUUAAUAUAAGUGAAGCCAAACUAUUUAAUUGUAAAUGGAAGAAUAUAAGUAUAAAUGAGGAAAUUAAGUUAAAUGGCCAUCGAAAUUGUGUCAAUUCAGUUUGCUUUUCUCCAGAUGGCAAUUCAUUAGCUUCAAGUAGUGAUGAUAAUUUCAUUCUUUGGUGGGAUUUGAAAACAGGGAAAAUCAAGUCUGCAUUUUAGAGACAAAGGGAGGUAAAAUAAGUCUGUUUCUCACCUAAUGGUGAUACAUUAGCUUCUUGCAAUGGAAAAUUUAUUUAUUUGUGGAAUUAUAAAACAGGGAAAUAAAUAUCGAAAUUAAUUCGUCAUGUUAGUGAUAUUUAAUCAGUCUGUUUCUCUCCUGAUGGAACUACAUUAGGAUCAGGGAGCUAAGAUAUGUCUAUACGUUUGUGGGAUGUUAAGAUAAGAUAAUAAAAAGCCAAAUUAGAUGGUUAUCGUGAUUCAGUUCAAUCUGUUUGUUUCUCUUCUGAUGGCAAUACGAUAGCUUCUUGUAGUUUGGAUAUGUAUAUCUGUUUAUGGGAUUUUAAGACAGGUUACUAAAAGUCUAAAUUAAGAGGUCAUGAGGAUGGUGUUAAUACAGUCUGUUUUUCCUCUGAUGGUACAACAUUAGCAUCUGGUAGUAGAGAUUGAG